Molecule: messenger RNA, 897 nt
Organism: Metarhizium brunneum ARSEF 3297
Lineage: Eukaryota; Fungi; Ascomycota; Sordariomycetes; Hypocreales; Clavicipitaceae
Product: Efflux pump himE
Cellular component (GO): plasma membrane; fungal-type vacuole
Source: RefSeq, a predicted model, not a curated record
AUGUCGAAACUUCAUCCUCCUGGCGUCAAGACCGUUGGUCCCGACACAAACUGUACGCUGGAUAACUGUCCCGCCGAAUGGAGCAUCUACGGCUUCCGACCGUCGCUGGCUGCUAAUGCCACCUUUCUCGGUCUGUUUAUCCUGGUCGGCCUUGCCCAUGGGUAUCUCGGUUUCAGAUGGAGAAGCUGGGGCUUCAUGGGCGGAAUGAUUCUCGGAUGCCUGAGUGAAGCCAUUGGCUACGCCGGCCGCAUCAUGCUCUACAACAACCCCUUCUCCUUCGUCGGCUUCAUGGUUCAAAUCGUCUGCCUCACCAUCGCACCCGUCUUCUACACCGCCUCCAUCUACGUCACCCUCUCCAAGACAAUCAUGUAUUUCGCUCCGGACCUAUCCCGCUUCAAUCCGCAGCUGUUCUACUGGAUCUUCAUUCCCUUUGAUGUCAUCUGUCUUAUUCUUCAGGCCGCUGGCGGCGCCAUGUCGAGCAACUCUAACGGCGACGAUCGGCUCGGCGUCAAUAUCUCCAUGGCCGGUCUGGCUCUGCAGGUCGUUGUCCUGACCGCCUUUGUCGUCUGCUUUGCCGACUACAUGGUUCGAUAUGUGCGGUCUGGCCGCACUAGAAGCUUUGGUUGGCGCCUCAACACCUUUUUCCUCGGCCUGGCCUCGUCUGUCCUUCUCAUACUUGCCCGAUGCGCAUACCGUGUCGCCGAGUUGAAGGAUGGGUACAAUGGCAGCUUAAUCCGCGAGGAAAUUCCUUUCAUCAUCCUCGAGGGUGUGGUGAUUGUGAUUGCUGCCGUUGCGUUGUGCUUCGGUCACCCUGGUCUCGUUUUUGGUCGGGAUGAAGCCAGGAAGAACUCGCAUGACUUUGAGGAGAGCGGUACCAGCACUCCUGAGCGAAAGUAA